Messenger RNA from Brassica napus (rape), 1600 nucleotides. Its product is annotated as probable purine permease 8. Lineage: Eukaryota; Viridiplantae; Streptophyta; Magnoliopsida; Brassicales; Brassicaceae. The coding region runs from base 235 to 1422 and encodes 395 amino acids. The transcript is spliced from 2 exons. The record is from RefSeq and is a predicted model, not a curated record. Gene Ontology annotation, molecular function: purine nucleoside transmembrane transporter activity. Gene Ontology annotation, cellular component: membrane.
AAAAACUAAAUCAAGUGGACAGACUAGCCAAUAAGAUUAGACUGAGAUAACAAAAUAAAGCGUUUCACCAAACUCGGUCUAUUUUAACAACGUUGUGUGUAUGGAGUCUGCUUAGAGCCUUAGAGCCGCCAAAUAAAUGGUUUCAAGAAUACCAAGUCAACGGUCAACGAGAGCAUAUAAGCUCCAUCUAUAUAACAGUUUCACUAAAAAUCUGUAAGUCUCGUUAUAGCCGACAUGGAAAGAACUCAAGACCUCUAUGCCAAUGGUCAGCAGAACAUAGAAGCAAACCUCGCAGAUCAGGAGGAAAUGAAUAACACCAUGGAGAUCGAAUCAUCUCCCAUACCUCAACCAAAGAAUUGUAAAAGGUGGCUUCGUAUCUCCAUUUAUGUAUUCUUUGUCCUCUCCUGCCAAGCACUUUCCACAAUUCUUGGAAGAUUGUACUUUGAAAAUGGUGGUAAGAGCACAUGGAUGGGAACACUUGUCCAACUAAUAGGCUUCCCUGUUCUGUUUCUCUUCCGCUUCCUUUCCAAAACCAAAACACCAAAAUCAACAGAUACAAGUCUCAGAAAGUUCCCUUCCUUCAUCACCCUUGGAUCAGUUUACAUUGUCACUGGACUAUUAGUGUCUGCUAACUCUUACAUGUCUUCUGUUGGGUUACUCUACUUGCCAGUUUCAACUUUCUCCCUCAUCUUAGCGUCACAACUAGCCUUCACAGCCUUCUUCUCAUACUUCCUAAACUCGCAGAAGUUCACACCGUUCAUAGUCAAUUCUUUGUUUCUUCUCACCAUCUCCUCUGCUCUCCUUGUUGUCAACACUGAUGAGUCACAAAGCACAACAAAUGUUUCUAGUAGAGUAAAGUAUGUGAUAGGGAUCAUAUGCACCAUUGGUGCUUCUGCUGGCAUUGGACUGCUUCUAUCUCUUGUACAACUGAUCCUCAGGAAAGUUUUAAAGAACCAUACAGUCUCAACGGUCAUGGACUUGGUCGCCUACCAAUCUCUAGUUGCAAGCUGUGUGGUUCUCAUUGGACUUUUUGCAAGCGGUGAGUGGAAGACUUUGACAAGUGAGAUGGAAAACUAUAAACUUGGAAAAGCACCAUAUGCUAUAACUUUGGCCUCCAUAGCUAUUUCAUGGCAAGUCUACACCAUUGGUGUUGUGGGGUUGAUCUUUGAGUCGUCAUCUGUGUUCUCUAAUUCCAUAACUGCUGUGGGAUUGCCUAUUGUUCCUGUUGUCGCAGUGAUAGUUUUUGGUGAUAAAAUGAAUACGUCUAAGAUCUUCUCCAUCAUUUUAGCUAUAUGGGGUUUCAUUUCAUUCGUCUAUCAGCACUACCUAGAUGAAAAGAAGUUGAAGAUAAGUCAUACAAAUCAUGUAGGAGGUCCUCGUCUACCUGUUGAUGAAGGUCAAACAAACAUACAAAUCGUAUAAUCAUGCAUGUAUCCUGUAAAGAGCGAAUGUCUUUACGUACAGUUUAUGCAUAAUGUAUAUACAAAAACUUGUAACUCUAUAUGGACAACAGUUCAGUUGUGAGUUAUAACUCGUAUAAUCAUGCAUGUAUCCUGUAAGUAACUGAGCAUAAUGAUUAUAGCAAACAAUUUUUUUAAUU